Tarenaya hassleriana is the source of this 642-nucleotide messenger RNA. Its product is annotated as probable WRKY transcription factor 65. The transcript is spliced from 3 exons. NCBI's taxonomy places the organism in Eukaryota, Viridiplantae, Streptophyta, Magnoliopsida, Brassicales, Cleomaceae. Bases 1 to 642 code for a protein of 213 amino acids. Gene Ontology annotation, cellular component: nucleus. Gene Ontology annotation, biological process: regulation of DNA-templated transcription. Gene Ontology annotation, molecular function: transcription cis-regulatory region binding; DNA-binding transcription factor activity. The record is from RefSeq and is a predicted model, not a curated record.
AUGUUUCUUGUCUCACAAGCUAUCGUCGAGUAUAUGAGAACGUCCAAAAAAACCGCAGAGAAGAAGAAGACUGUUGUGACGGUGAAAAUCGGGGAGAAAGCUGAGAGCCUCUUCAAGAACGAAGGGUUACCGUCUGAUCUCUGGUCUUGGAGGAAAUAUGGGCAGAAGCCCAUCAAAGGAUCUCCAUAUCCAAGGGGAUAUUACAGAUGCAGCACAUGUAAAGGAUGCUCAGCCAAGAAGCAGAUAGAGAGAUGCAGAACAGAUGCUUCGUUGCUCAUCAUCACUUAUUCCAAUACCCACAACCACCCAGACCAAGGUUCCAACCCUAUCGCUCAAAUCCCGCUACAUCAUCCGCGAAAGGAACAAAAUUUAUACAAACCCAUCAUUUUUCCUGCUCGAGAAUCCGAGAACGACGGCUCCGCCGACACGGAAAGCAUGAUGUUCGGCGACGUGUUGAAAACAGGCAGGUUUCCGGUCGCGAGAGAGCCGAUCGGGUCCGAUCCAACGUCGAGGCCGGUGGUGGGGGCUGAGAAGGAGAACGAUUUCUUCGACGAACUCGACGAGCUGCCCAUGUCCUCGGGAUUCACCAGGCUGGCGCAAAACGACGCCGUUUUCAACGAGGAGAUUCCAGUCCCAUCUUGA